AUGUUGAGACAACAUUUACGAUUCCAUUCGAAAUUGGCUCUUGCGGGAUACAACAAAAAGGAGGUGACUGUUGCCAUCAACGGCAUAAACCAUACAUUCAACAACGUAUUCUUGCGAGAUGCAUGCAAGUCGCCAAACUCAGUUGACCCCAUUUCUAGCCAAAAACUAUUCACUACAGCUGAUGCAGCAACGGACUUGGCAAUAAAUGCACCCCCAGUCAUCAACAACUCAUCCCUACUCAUCCAAUGGAGCAGCAACGGCAAAAUUAUCGACUCACUGUACCCCGUUUCCUUUUUAGAGAACUAUGCUACGGCCCGGGGGAGAAGAACUGGAAAGUUUUUCGACAACGACAGAAAGUUAUGGGAUAAGCAAGAACUUGAAAAGAACUUGUCAGACCUAAACAUUGACUAUGACGCUAUUCUUGGUGAUGACCGUUCAUUUUUCCAGGCAUUGUACAACCUUAACAGGUACGGCUUAACAUUCGUCAACAACAUCCCAUUCCCGGACCUAUCCACCAUGACAGAAGAAAACGCCCCACAAUGGCCAGUCUACAAAAUCGCCGACAAAUUCGGGUACAUCAAGAAAACCUUCUAUGGGACAUUAUUUGACGUAAAGAACAAGAAAGAAAAAGCUACCAACAUCGCCUACACCAACACCUUCUUGCCAUUACACAUGGACUUGCUCUACUACGAAUCUCCCCCGGGAUUGCAAUUACUCCACGCCAUACAAAACUCAACCUUAGGCGGCGAAAACAUCUUCUGUGACUCCUUCCUUGCUGCUGAACAUAUCCGCAAAUCCGACCCCAAGGCAUACACUGCCCUCACCCAAAUCCCCAUCACCUUCCACUACGACAACAACAACGAGUACUACUACUACAAGCGGCCCUUAAUUAUUGAAGAUAAGGAAGCACCACCAGCAUUUGUUCCUAUUUCUGCCAUCAACUACGCGCCGCCAUUCCAGGGCCCAUUUGAAAUUGACCCGGCCCAGUACUCUAUGUUUGACGAUUUCGUCCGCGGCAUGCGGCUCUUUGAAUCAUUUAUCAACGACCCCGCCAACCACUUUGAAAUCAAAAUGCCAGAAGGUACGUGUGUCAUCUUUGAAAACAGAAGGGCCUUGCACUCGAGAAACGCAUUCUCCGACCUGAACAACGGCGAUAGGUGGUUGAUGGGAACCUACGUCGACGGCGAUAGCUUUAGAUCAAAAUUACGUAUAGGCUAUAGACAAUAUGUACAAUCUUAA
Messenger RNA from Candida dubliniensis CD36, 1239 nucleotides. RefSeq lists its product as uncharacterized. Gene Ontology annotation, biological process: carnitine biosynthetic process. The transcript has a single exon. Lineage: Eukaryota; Fungi; Ascomycota; Pichiomycetes; Serinales; Debaryomycetaceae. Gene Ontology annotation, molecular function: oxidoreductase activity. The coding region runs from base 1 to 1239 and encodes 412 amino acids. The record is from RefSeq and is a predicted model, not a curated record. Gene Ontology annotation, cellular component: mitochondrion.